GCUGUACAGAAAAUAGACGAACUGAACACAUUUGACAAACACGAACGUGAAGGAGGCAGAAAGAAGCGUGUUACACAGGCUAAUAACGACUGGUUCAAGAUAUACGUAGUCUAUAUGCCAAAUAGCGUUUUGUUUGUUAUCAGUAUAUUUAUUUUCCAUUAAUUCAGUCUCAGAGAAAUAUUUAUUUCUAGCUUGCUAGCUCAGCGACGUUCAUAUCUGAGGGCGUCCGAUUUCCCCUCCUCUUCAGAGGCAUUACGAUGCCCUCUGAUUUUAUAUCCCUACUCAGCGCGGAUCUCGACCUGAAUUCCCCCAAAUCCCUAUAUUCCAAAGGACGCACAGGAUGUACUUCAGACACCCAACAAGGCCAAUAUCCCCGUCAUUGGCAGGAGAAAGAGACCCAGGCAUAGGGGACACAGGACGGGGUGCCUUGUAAGGAUCCGCUGACGAAUCAGUGUAUGACCUUCUCCCCAAAGAGCUGCAACUGCCAUCCUCCACUCAGCAAAACCCAGCAGCAGCCAUGAGCCAGAAGAGCGGUGGAGAGGCGGUUCCUCCUCCCUCAGCUGCCCUUGACUCAGAUGCCACCAACGUCUCCUCUUCUAUGACCAUGGGAGGCCCUCGCAGUGCUUUUCCCACCUCUUCCAGCUCCACCAUGCACUCCACUACUUCAGCCACCGACCAGACCUCUGCUCAUACCGGCAUCGCCGCUCCAGACGAAGGUGUAAGUAGCAGAGCGGUGGCUGAGAUGCUUGGAGCCGAGGGCGGGACUGGCAACAGUGGGAGUGCUGGUGGCGGCAGGGCUGGCGGCGAGAAAGGAGGAGGGUCAGGAUCCCUAGGUGGAGGAGGAAGAGGGGGGGCAUCCCAGGAGGCCCAGCAGCACCACCAGAUGACCCCCUCCAAGCGGCGGACGGUGCUGAACAUCUCGCCUCCGCCCGAAGACCUGUUUGACGACAGCCGCAUGUCCUGCCAGGAGGAUCAGCUCCAGGACUCCGAGCAGAGCAACAGCAUCUGGAUGGAUGACUCCGCCUCCAACUUCAGCAUCGUCAGCUCCAGCUCCUACAACGACAACACAGAGGUGCCCCGGAAGUCCCGCAAACGCACCCCCCGCCAGCGACCCGGGCCCAAGCCUGCCUCGGCCGAAGAGGCCAGCAUGGACGUGUUUGAUGCAGACAGUGCCAAAGGGCCUCACUUUGUGCUCUCACAGCUGGGCUCAGACAGCAAGGCCUGUACCAAAGGAAGUUCGGCAGAUGGCUCCCAAACAACCCAUCAGAAAGGUGGGACCCUAGCGAGCCAGUUCCCUCAGAAGAGUGAGGGCAAGGAGCUGAAGAUCCUGAUCCAGCCUGAGACCCAGCACAGAGCCCGCUACCUGACUGAGGGCAGCAGGGGGUCAGUGAAGGACCGCACUCAGCAGGGCUUCCCCACCCUAAAGCUGGAGGGUGUGAAUGAGGCAGUGGUGCUGCAGGUGUUUGUGGGUAAUGACGCUGGGCGUGUAAAGCCACAUGGGUUCUACCAGGCCUGCAGGGUGACGGGGCGCAACACCACAGCCUGCAAGGAGGUGGACAUCGAGGGCACCACUGUCAUUGAAGUGUCCCUGGACCCCAGCAAUAAUAUGUCCCUGGCGGUGGACUGCGUGGGGAUCCUAAAGCUGCGUAACGCUGAUGUGGAAGCUCGUAUCGGGGUGGCCGGCUCCAAAAAGAAGAGCACGCGUGCCAGGCUGGUGUUUCGGGUCAACAUCCCCAGGUCGGAUGGCUCUGUGCUCACGUUACAGACACCAUCGUCCCCCAUCCUGUGCACCCAGCCUGCAGGGGUGCCUGAGAUUCUGAAGAAGUCCCUCCAUAGUUGCUCGGCGAGGGGGGAUGAGGAGGUCUUCAUCAUUGGGAAGAACUUCCUCAAAGACACCAAGGUCAUAUUCCAGGAAAAUGUGUCAGAUGAGAAGUGUUGGAAGGCAGAGGCUGAAAUUGACAUGGAGCUGUUUCACCAGAAUCACUUGAUUGUAAAGGUUCCGCCAUACCAGAACCCAGCCAUCGUGUCUGCGGUGUGUGUGGGGAUCUACGUGGUGACCAAUGCUGGCCGAUCCCACGACGUGCAGCCUUUUACAUACACUCCAGAACCAGUGGACAUAUCUGUGAAGAAAGAAGUUCCAUCUCCAGGCAAGCCCUGCCCUUUUGAUCAACGGAUGAAAGUAAUUGAUGGUGCCUUGAUGCCCCCAAUGUUGCCUCUUGUGAAGAGAGAAGAGGUCACUCCAAUGGAGGUCUCCAGCAACCUCCCUUCUGCUGGCAUUUUCAAGCGAACCCCCGAUGUCAUGUGUUCGGUCCAGCAGACGCUGGACAUGAGUUCCAACCUUCCCCCCAACAACAGCCCGUUCUCCAACUCCUUGCCGCGGUCUGCCAGUGACCCUGAUGAAUCCCAAACAGCAGUCUUCAACAGUGCAGAGGCCCUGAGCACCAUACAGAAGCAGGAUAUCGCUCCCACCAACUCCUUCCCCGUGCCUGCAGACUCUCUACUCCAACCUGGGCCUCAGCAGUUCCUCCUGGAGCCCAGAGAGGGGCUGGGGCAGGACAGGGCCGGCAACAACGCUGGGGCGGUAGGGAGGCUCAGUCAACAAGUGGAGGCUCCUCAACCUGUCCCCCAGCAACACCAGCUGCCCAUAUUCCCCCCAGACGAGGUGGCCCAACUGGAACAAGCAGUGAGACAACUGCAGGCCAAAGGGUACUGCAGCCAGCAGCAACAGCGACAACAGCAACAGAUUCAGCAGCAACAAAUUCAGCAGCAACAACAGCAGCAACAAAUUCAGCAACAACAGCAGCAACAAAUUCAGCAACAACAGCAGCAACAAAUUCAGCAACAGCAACUACAGCAACAACAGAUUCAACAACAACAAAUUCAGCAACAACAGCAAAUUCAACAGCAACAAAUUCAACAGCAACAAAUUCAACACCAGCAGCAGCAACAGCAAGUGUUGGAGAACCUGCAGCAGCAGCUGUUUCAGUCACAGAUGCCCAUGCAAUGUGGCAUAUUCCAGGGCGGUUCUCGAGGUGAGAACACUGAACAGCAGGGUUCCCAGCAGGGCAUGGUGCAGAACCAUGGUUCCCUCUUUCAGCAGGCCCAACAACAGCAGCAGCAACAACAACAACAACAGAAACAGCAGCAGCAAGCAGCACUCUUUCAGCAAGCCAAUGAGAUCCUCUCCAUUCAGACCAACUUCCUCCAUCAGACCCCUUCUCAUCCCUCUCCACCCCUCUUUCAUAACCCCAGCCCCCUGGCUGAGGCACAGGACCCACAGGGGGCACUGUUCCACACUCAGAAGGCCUCUCCCACCCAGGAGCAGGUCCAGGCAACCCUCUUCCAGAACACCCUGACAGUGUUGAGUAGGACCAGCCUCUCCCCAGAGCAGCCCCCCUCUCCCGCCAACCUGUUCCUCCCCCAGAGUACCCUGCCCGGGCAGCUCUCCGCUAGCGGUAGCCAGCAGCAGCAGCUGGCUUUCCUCAGUGCCCUGCAGACCUCUGCCACUGAGCCCCAGUCAGUGUUCCAGGCUCAGACCCAGCUUUCCCCCAUCCAGCAGGGAACUCCCAUGGAGCAGCAGCAGCCAUCCCAGCCUCAGCCCCAGCCUCAGCCACCUCAGCAGAACUCCAUGUUUCAGAACAUCUCCCCUCAUCCACCUGCAAACACUCUCUCUCAGACCCAGCAGCAGCAGGCCAGCCUACUGUUUUGCAGCAACCCCCUCUCCACUCCAGAGCAGGUCCCCAGUCUGCUGUUCAGCGGCCAGGGCCAGAUGCCCCCCAUGAGCAGCAGCAGCCUGAACUCUCAGGAGCCCCAAAACCCCUCGAUGCUGUUCUCUCAGGCCAGCAUGGUGACGGUUAGCCAACAGGAAUCCUCUGAGCCCAUGGCCUUCCAGGACCAGAGCCAGGUGGUGGGGAACCCCUCAGAGCCUCGCCAGCAGGGCCUGUUCCAAGAGCAGCAGCCCAUGCAACUGAUCACCAGCUCCAACAACGGCCCAGAGCAGCCCGUCUCCCUCUUCAUGCCCCAAUCCAACAUGGCUGCCCUGCAGGGUUGCAUGGCUGCCCAGGAGCUCCCGCAGACAGGCAUCUUCAGCACCCAGAAUGGGGUGGCAGGCCUGCAGACCACCACCUCCUCCCCUGUGCAGCAGCCAGGGUCUCUGUUCCAGACAGCAGUCAGUGGGACCCUCAACCAGCCCAGCGAGGUCCAGCAGCCAGGCCUCUUCCUCUUUGGGAUUCAGAAUGAGUGUGGCCAGCUGAUAACCUCUCCUGGAACCACUCUGUCUGAUCAGAUCAUUGCCAUCAGUCAGUCUGGUCAGAACCAGAGAGAGAGCGAGGCCCAGAUCCAGUCACUGCUCAACCAGUCCAUGUCUGAGUCAGGGAGCAUACAGAACAGCAUGACCGCCUCCCAGAACAUGGAGAAGAUAGAUGACCUGCUUGUUAGCCUGCAGGAGCAGGGCAACAACCUCACUCGCUCCUACUAGGCCUGCUAUAGGUUUUAGGAGCCCCGAAGACCCCCAGUGUGGACCCCCAUUACAGAUGGCAGAAGACCCCGUGUGGACCCCCAUUACAGAUGGCAGAAGAAUGGAAACAAAUUCAACAGUGGGCUCCUGUCCAAACUCCAAGUUACAUGUAAGCCUCAGCGGCCUUCUUCUCCAAGGACAGUCUUCAUCAUGUGUAGAUGCUCCACAGUGGCGCCGAGCGGGGUACCAGUCCUCCACUGCAUCUAAACCUGGGCCUCAAAAUAGGACAUAGGUUGUAGUCACCCCACAACUGCAGUGUGGUCAAUGUAUCUCACAGCUAGUCGCCUCCAGCUGUUAUUGAAACAUGACACUUUGAAAUGUUUGGCUAACUCAUCAGUUCUCAGAGCAGCACUUUGCGGUGUGGUUUUAUAAGGAUGGUGGUGGAAGCUAGCGCAGCAUUCUGUCUUCUCCAGGACCAGAGUGUGGGCUCACAAUUGUUUAUAACGCAUUGUUGUCCUUUUUAUACGAUAUUAAAAGUAUUUUAGGAAAUAGCAAAAGAAAAUAUACAAUUUGUGAAAAACAAACCUUUGUAAGAUAUUUUGACAUUAGUUCUUUCAGCACUUUACGAUGCUUUCCUUUUGUGACCAUUUCCUCAUUAAGUUGGCCCAUGCAUUUACUCGUCAGCUAUUUAUCUCUCCUGCUGUUUACUGGAUGUACAGCUCGACUUCUUUAUUACUCCUGCAUGUGUGUUGAGUUAUGGCUCUAGUUUUUUAUUGCUCCUUUCAUGAAACACCAGUUUAUCAUAUUGGCAGCAUUCUUCCCAUUACCCAUUCCUGGGAAUAACUCCAAGUAUUUGAGUAUUACACCAUGGAUUUCUUUCCCUGAUUAGACUCUGGAGUACGAGAGAUGCUCUAGAUUAGGGUCAAUGUGGAUCAAGAAAAAGAAAAAGAAUCCAGCCUUUAAAUCAUUCAUUUCCAGUCUACAUAAUUAAAUAAUAGGCCUACAGUUUGAAUAAAUCAGAACCAUAUAUGCGUACCAUAUACCAGUGCGCACGGUUGUCUGAUUGAUGUAAUUAAAGAGUAUAUUGUUAUUUGUAUCAUCUUAUGGCAAGUGUAGAUAAUGUGUUGUUUUGUAGUGAUGUCUCCAUGGCAGAUGUUUGUAUUAGCUCACGUCGGGCACGCACGAACUAGACUUAUCUAUAGAUCAGAGAGGAGUUUUCCGUAUGUUUGUCUUACUGUAAAACAGCAACUCUCUUGCCUACAGUGGGCCACCCCAGGACCUGAGUCAAGGCCUCAGGUCACACCCUCCUUUUUCGUCUUCAUGAAUGGCCAGUUGUAUGGCUCAUAUUGAUUGGUGUGUUCAUAUUUGUCGUUUGAGACUAGCCAUGUUUUGACAGGGAGAAAAUGGUGAAAGUGACUGGAGCAGUUAUUUGUUUUGCCUUGACCCUGAAUGGUGGUUUGUAGUUGGAUUAUUAGUGUCAGGCGUGAUAUACAGAUGUAGGAUCUUAAUUUGAUCACUCUUUUGUUCCUGAGAAUUUUCCUGCACCUCAAGAAAUACAAACUUGUAGUUUUUCUU
Oncorhynchus mykiss (rainbow trout) is the source of this 6031-nucleotide messenger RNA. RefSeq names its product nuclear factor of activated T cells 5b (gene nfat5b). The record is from RefSeq and is a predicted model, not a curated record. NCBI's taxonomy places the organism in Eukaryota, Metazoa, Chordata, Actinopteri, Salmoniformes, Salmonidae. Gene Ontology annotation, cellular component: transcription regulator complex. Gene Ontology annotation, molecular function: RNA polymerase II cis-regulatory region sequence-specific DNA binding; DNA-binding transcription factor activity, RNA polymerase II-specific; transcription factor binding. Gene Ontology annotation, biological process: regulation of transcription by RNA polymerase II; cytokine production; calcineurin-NFAT signaling cascade.